AGAACAAGCGACAGUGUGGAGGAAAAAAUAAAAAUCUAAAUUCGAACAACAAACUCUCCUUAAAUCAACUUUUAAAAAAAACAACACGGUCCCUUUAAGAGCUGUGGGUGACGUCAGCGCUUCGGGUUGACUGCCUUUGUUUGUGCGGAUCGGUAUUUUAUUUAAUCUUCAUACACGCAACAGCAGAAGAAGAAGAAGAAGAAGAAAAGAAGCAGCUGCAGCAGCUCCGCGUAAACAACCGCUGACAGCAGAACUUUCACCGGCCUAUUACUGCGUCAUUACAGCCACAGAGAUGCCGUCAGACAGACCCUUCAAACAGAGGAGGACGUUCGCUGAUCGAUGCAAAGAGGUUGAGCAGAUCCGGGAGCAGCACCCAAACAAGAUCCCUGUCAUCAUUGAACGAUACAAGGGAGAGAAGCAGCUUCCUGUUCUGGACAAGACCAAGUUCCUGGUUCCCGACCAUGUUAAUAUGAGUGAGCUGGUCAAGAUCAUCAGACGUCGGCUGCAGCUGAACCCCACCCAGGCCUUCUUCCUGCUGGUCAACCAGCAUAGUAUGGUGUCAGUGUCCACGCCCAUCUCUGAGAUCUACGAGCAGGAACGAGACGAGGACGGCUUCCUCUACAUGGUCUACGCCUCCCAGGAGACUUUCGGCUGCUAGGGAGGAGGGGACGGGUGGAGGUGGGGAAGGAGGUGAAGGAGGUCAGGGGAACAAAGAAUUGUAGCUCCACCCGCAGUCAGGUGAGAGUCCGUGCGACACACGUCUGAUCCCCCCCCCCCCAAACUCCACCCUUUAUUCUGCACCUUUGUAUAAUGUGGUCAGUAAAUACAACACUAAGCUUCAGACUCCAGGGGGCAACUGUGAGCGAUUGACUUCACGACUGCUUCUGAUGAGGAAAAAAAAAAAAAAAAAAAAAAAAAGAAGGAAAAUUAAUUUAGAGGCUUCACCACCAACCUCGUGUGUUUGACUCUUACUAAUCAAACCACUUUCUUAAAAAGCUGUACAUGUUCAGUGUCGCCCUCCGGUGGUGGAUUGAUGUUUGUGCGGCAUCUGUUUGUUUCUCUCUCUCUCUCUGACCAUCCAAAAGUCAAACGCUGCACAUCAUCACCUGCAGAGUUUGACUUUUUCCUGAUGUACACCAUCUCAUGUUUUAGCCAUAGUGUGGAAAAAGUUGGCUGUAGUGAUGUCAGUUGUUUCUGUUCAGUCAGUAGCUCAGCUCGUGGAUCCGCUCACAGUCGCAGGAUAACCGACGAUUAGACAGAACAGUGAUUAAAGACACUUUUUAAAUGACAUGUGCAAUAAGAAGCCCUGCCCCCCUGGAAGGGGAAGGAGGGGCGUACGGCUGAGCAGGAAUCUCUGCUUCACAGCUCUGUCUCUGUAUCGAGUUCAGACUGAGUCAGUACGCACAAUGCCGUCUGUACCGACACAGUACGAAUGGUCGGUUCUGUCACCUGUCAGUUGUGGCCGUGGCUGUGAGUCGAGCUGCAGUAGAAACAUCCGAAGAAACACUAAGCGUCUUUUGCACGUCAAUAAAAACAAAGAGUUUGGUUUAUGGACAUUUUCCUGACUCUGUAAAAAAAAAAAAAAGAAAGAAAAAAAGAACUGUUUUACAGUAACCGCUUGUAGGCUGAGAUUCACUACAGACAAACACUGCAUGUCCCGAAACAUUUAUUUUAUUCUUAUUUUACCUUAAAAUGUCUUUUCAUUUAGACAAAAAAAAACAACUCUUGUUUCCCCAUACCAAAAACUUGACAUCUUAGAUGAUAUGUGUGUGUGUGUGUUUAAAGUUUCAGACAUGAGCUGCAGCUGUUGUCAGUGUUUGCUCUAGCGCCCCCAUCCUGCCACUGUAUAAACGUAGGCUGUACAAAGACUUGUUGCUCUGAACUGAAUCAAAGCAUUUGCCAAUAAAUGAUAGUGACGUUAAAAAAAA
Molecule: messenger RNA, 1928 nt
Organism: Cynoglossus semilaevis (tongue sole)
Lineage: Eukaryota; Metazoa; Chordata; Actinopteri; Pleuronectiformes; Cynoglossidae
Gene: map1lc3a
Product: microtubule-associated protein 1 light chain 3 alpha
Exons: 4
Coding region: 293-658 (121 amino acids)
Source: RefSeq, a predicted model, not a curated record